GUACCCUUCUCGACGCGCAUGAGUCGGACCUGUAUCACUCGCUCGACUGAAACCAUCAAUACCUUCAUUUCGUGGCAGCUCUGACCCCAAACCGGUAGGCUACCACUUGCAGACUCAUUCAUUUAUACCCCUAGCAACAGUGGGCAGGCUCAGUUGAGAGCUUUCUCUUGGGCAGUGCGCUUCACGAGCUCGGGCGCCCCAGCCCUCGCUUGCGAUUGAUAUCUAUUAAGUCCAUUGGAACAACACUGGUUAUAGACAUCUACCAUUCUGCGGCAACGACGCUGCACCAGCGAGUGGCCUUCUUCUCAGCGGCGAGCAACAGCGCUUUAAAACCAGGGAACACGGCCAUUUGCAGCGCUGAUACACUCAUACAAGACCAACAUCACCUGUGCGGGAGGUCGCUCGAGCCGGGGCAGCGGUGCGCCGUUGGUCGACAUGACGCGUUCAGAGCAGCAGCUGUUGUCGGGCUAUGAGCAUCAAUAUCUGGACUCAAGAUGCUCCGAUACAAUUACGCAGGCACAGAUGAUACUUCUCCUGCCUGGCGCGUGGGCCUUGGGGGAAGGCCUGGAGAUUGAGAUGCCCUGUCCCGUGGCCCCUGCCCCCGCCUGGCCUAGCAACAGCUCGCCUCUCCCGCAACCCCAGCACUGCGCCUGCUGCCACGAGCAGCCGCACCCAUUCAGCAGCCACCACUUCCAGGACAGCCACGCCCACAGCAACCACCAGCACCAGAUGCAGAGCCUGCCGCCGUGCCCCGUCGGCGACCGCCGGCGCCGCAGCUGCCACACCGGCGCCGACCUUUGCCACGACGGCUGCGACGCCGCCGCCGCCGCCGCUCGCAAGUACGGCCAUCACCAUCACCACCACCACAGUUCGGCGUCACUGCCGCCGCUCCCGCCGUCCGGCAACACGCGGCGCCACUCGUACCACGGCCUGGACGCGCCGCCGUCCGGGAUGCUGCUGGGCUGCUCCCCCUUCCUCGCCACGACCGCCAGCGGCGGCCGUGCCGGCGCCGGAGGCGCCGGCCGGCCUCACGCCGCCUGCGGCGGCGGCGGCGGCGCCGCCUCCGCGCCUGUUGAGCCUCUGAGCUCCGGUCUUAUGCGCCUGGCAUCCUCCUUCACCAACAGCGUCACGGGUUACCUGACCGACUUGGUGGCGUGGACCACCGCCGAGCACCCCGUGCCCAUGAGCCCACUGGCGGCGCCCAGGUGGCACGAGCCCGCCGCCGCCGCCGCCGCUGCAGCGGCGGCUGCCGGGAUGCGUGAGGGCGAGGCGGGGGCGCUCGGGGCCGAGCGUCAGCAGCACCACCACCAGCACCCGCACCGCCACGGCCACACUCGCGGCUACGCCCCCGGAGGCGCUGCGGCUUUCCAGCCGCGUGUGCGCUGCUGCACUGGCACCGGCAGCCCCUUGCUUUUGCCCAUCCCGUCGGCGGCGGCGGAGGCGGCGGCGGAGGAGGCAGAGGCGGCGGAGGCCAUGCGGGUCGACUUCGCAGCAGGCGGCGGCGGCGCGAGCAGCAGGGGCUUUGAGCGGCACGAGGCGGCGUGUUGCUGGGCGGCGGGUGACGACGUGUGUGACCAGUCGGGUGGCGCUGCUGCCGGCGCCGCCGCCGGGUCCUGCAGCCCGCGCGGCAGCGGCUCUGUGCCGCGCAGCAGGCCUGGCGCGGCGUCGGCCGGCGGCCGGUCGGCCGGCGUGGUGGCUGGCACGGUCCUGGCGGCCGGGGGCGAGCUUUGCAGCAAGAAGGACGCUUGAGCAAUCUGGCUGACGCGGAUUCGUGGACCUUAAAGGAAGCGAUGCUCCCGAUGCGGAGGGCGGGACAUCAUACAACCAACAACGAACGAGAUUACACAUAACCUUAACCCCCUAAUCAGCGGCCCGAAUUGCAGAGCAGUACGUUUUGAGCUGGCGCUGCGACGAUGUGUGACAUGGCUCAAACUCCGACUGUAUGAACAUGGCAUUCGGGCCGCUGAUUACUGCAGACGUUAGAUUGUUACUUCGGGUCCUGCCACGUACGCCGCCGUUACUAGACGGCGUAGUGGUCUGAUUACUGCCGGCGGCUUCCGCCGGGCUUGUGCUGAGGGCUCUCUCAAUGCGAGGUGGUUAUAUGCGUGCAAGAGCUUGUGAACCGAUUGAGGUGCCGGUAUGCAGGCACUUGGUGGGAGCGAUUUGGUGAGCGUGUGCGGCCGUCGCUUGCAAGUGAACGGUGGUCAUGGCGAUAUGCAUGACGCCUGAAGGGCCAACGUGCGAGGACCAAUAAAAACACUAGUAGCUGUGUAGCUAUGCAGAUCCACGCAGCGGUUGUGCAACCAGGUAUGUGUGCAGGCCGCUGGCAGAAGCUUGCUUUGCUGCGAGCUGCUGGCGACAGCAGCUGAACAAGUGGCCACAGUGCCGCAAGCAGACGCUUGAUGCGCGCUUGCAGGAAACUGAAUCCCGCCUAAUCCCGCCAGUCGUCGACAGAUGGGUUGGAGUGGGUUUGAAUCUUGGAUAGUUGCGUAGGUACGGCAGUCAAAGUACAACUCUGGAGACAGCAAGGGUAUUGUGCAUACUCUUGAUGGUUGUGUUAAUUGUGCUGAGGGCGAAGGCGCGCAGCGCCAGUUUUUGUGUGUGUGCGCUGUACUUUGCAAAGGGUUGCCCAAGGAUAGCACGCUCAUGAGACGGGCAUACCAAGCGCUGCUGAAUGUGGGAAGUCGGGUAGCCACGGCGUGUCUACGAUGCACGACUGGCGCUGGCUAGGUGCUAGGCUUGGCGUGAGACAGUGAUCAAACUACACACACUGAUUUGUCAUUCCUUAUAUUGUUAACGCCCACGCGCGCAUGCUAUGUGCUGUGUCGGCCUAGCGAGUGGGUGCACAUGGGGUAUGGUGGUGGCGAAGCGAGACGCGUACGGCGGGUGGUGAUUCCAUGAAUAUGGGAUCCGCACCUGACUGUAUGCGUCAGCCACAGUUUGGGCUGGCGGCGCGGUUAGUUGACCAUUCUUUGGGGGUGGGAGCCCGGAGCCCCACGUGCGUACGAGAGGCGCAUGUGUGGCACGGGCAGUUUUGUGUUUCCAAUAGUUGCAUGUGGUCCGAGCUUCCACUUUACAGGGCUGCGGGACGAACAAAGACCACCGAUGUUGUGGGAUAAAGCGGCGAUAAUGCAAACGCUUUCAUUUAAAUCAAUUCUGGGGUGCUUUAGAGCGAAAGUCUCUGCUGCCUGUAGCAACAUAACCAUGUCCAGUCUUACUCGUAUCUUUUUGCCCUUGCGGGGAUCGGCUCAUCUUUUAGGUGGUGGAGUGCCGUGUUGGUGGUGGCACGGGCACACAUUCUUGGCGGCUUGAGGGCGGAUGUUUAAUGGGCCUGCGGAGGGGAAUCUCUUCUGUCCUCUCAAUCUUCCUUUAUAACCUUCCUAGCACGAGAUGUACGGUUGCGGGCAUGGAGCUGGCGCCACGGUGGCGGCGGUGCAAACGGCGGCGGCAGUGCUGCUUGUGGUGUCGGUAUGGCGCUGUUUAGCUGUUACCGAGGGACGACACACGAAAGGCGCCGUCUGCCAAACCGGAAUAGGGCGGGACAGGCGAGAGUGCGAGUUGGCUGGGACGCCUGGGAAUAAGGUGGUUGCGUGAGGGCGGGCUGCCGGCGGGGUGCGUCGGGCCGGCCUGCCGCCGUGCCGCGCCGCGGUUGAGUUAUGACUUGCAUGAGUCGGUGGCGGGGUGCGAUUGCAUGGGGCCUCGAAACCAGAUCUGCAAUUCUGCAUAUCCGUUGCGAUGAUGUAACACACACACGCA
Molecule: messenger RNA, 3756 nt
Organism: Chlamydomonas reinhardtii
Lineage: Eukaryota; Viridiplantae; Chlorophyta; Chlorophyceae; Chlamydomonadales; Chlamydomonadaceae
Exons: 3
Coding region: 436-1749 (437 amino acids)
Source: RefSeq, a predicted model, not a curated record